Synchiropus splendidus (mandarinfish) is the source of this 8793-nucleotide messenger RNA. It is a transcript of the gene nhsl1b, whose product is annotated as NHS-like 1b. Lineage: Eukaryota; Metazoa; Chordata; Actinopteri; Syngnathiformes; Callionymidae. The record is from RefSeq and is a predicted model, not a curated record. Gene Ontology annotation, biological process: cell differentiation. The transcript has 8 exons. Bases 2807 to 7651 code for a protein of 1614 amino acids.
AAUAGAAGAAAUUGUCUUUCGCUGUCACGAACAAUCAUAGCAGCCUCAUUAACCUUCUGAAACGCUGAAAGCACAAGCGCAGCACCUGUGUUGUACUUCUGCUUUGACCUCAUGACCCAAGGCUGACCUUCUACCUGCCCCCUGGCCUUGUGGGUUCUGUUCGUGAUGGACGUUCUCACACUAGAUGUGACAGAUCCCUGGUCUCCUGUGGCGAGGAAGAAGUUGGAGUGGAGUUUGUGACUGAUAAAAACAUGCUGGUGACGCUAAAACCACAGGAUCACGUGAUGUCACAAAAUCAGUAGUUGCGAUCAGUUGCGCACCCAGACCAGUUUUUCUACAAUAGGAUUGAUAGGACCAGGAUGAAUUGCUGCAGUCAGCCUACGCAUUUUUCCUCAGGUCUUGGCUGCAAUGAAAGAAAUAACGAUAUUUUAGGCUUAAUGAUUUUGUUUUGUUCAUCAGCGCCGGGACAUUUGACUCCUGACUUCGGUAUAUGCAUUUCAUAAGACACUAUCCUUCAACUGUAUAGACAAUAAGUGCGGACGUUUUUGUGUACUUUGACUCAUUAGAAGAUAAUUAGGAGUCAAUACUGAGGGUCCGUUGGAGCACUAGUGAGGGCCCAUCAGUCCGUUACACAAUAGAGAAUUUCAGUUUCUAAAGGGGAACACUGGAAAGGUUUAGCCGGGGAACUGUUUUGGAAGACAAUGGGUGACUCCCUGUGGGUGAGAGGAUGAGUUCCCCAGACAGGGGACAACACAGCAUGCAGGUUCUCUUCUCACUCCAUGGUAACCAUUGUGCUCUUCCCUCAAGCUUUUCCGCUUCAGCUUCCACACACACACCUCCACUAACAAUGACUCGGGCCUUGUUUUUGGCUUUAAUCUCACCAUGCACAAAUAUACUUUUUCUUCUGUUUUCAUCUUUUCCUGCUAAUGUUCACAAUAAAUGGGUUCACAGCAGUUGUGGUCUCGGGCUCAUUUAGGGUCACUAAGAUUGCUUGCGUACCAUUGUGUGUUUUGUGUCUCUGUGUUGUGCUGCGUGUUACUGCUAGCAUGCGUGUUGUGGUUUUUAUUUGUGUUUUUUUUUUGCUUUGUAAUCUGCUUUUGUGUUGGCUGAGUGACCAAGCUCUAGAAAUGGAAUCCAUCACAUUUGAAUUGUUUUGUCAGCUGCAACCUUAUCCAACUGACACACACACUUGCACACACACAUACAACCACACAGUAUGAUUGACAAAAUACUAAUGAUAGAAUAGUAAUGCUUAGCAAGUUUGUGCACAACUUCAUGAAACAUUAAACUUUGAGAAACCACUAGAGGGAGCCAUUUCCAAAUUCCACUGUCCAAAUUCCACUACUCCGUUUUGUUUUGAGUUCCUUAACAGUCUGCCAAUAGGAUUGUGUGUCUUCACAGCCAACUGGGACACUAAGCUCACCUGCUUCUCACUGCUGUGGCUCAUGUGUUGUGCUGGUGCUGCUUAUCUUCUUUAUCCUGGCCUGCUGUGUUUACAUCUGUUUGUGUUGGAUUGGACCUGCCGUUCAUCUGUGACACACUAAUGCUCGUUCACAAGUUCACAUGCACUUGGAAAACCUCCAAGAUGAUGUCAAGACAGAAUUUAUUCACAGAAGGUUUCAAUGAUGUUAGUGGAUUAUUUGUAAUGUAUUACUAUUAUUAUUAUUACUAUUAUUAUAUUGGUCCUUUUUUGCCUUCAUCCUGUCAGUUGUCAGGCACUGUCAGCCUCCACCACCUUAACCUAUAAUAUACAUCUUCCCCACUCAUACUGCUUCACUUUAUGUCCUCCUUUAUCACAUCUCUCUCUUCUUUUGCCCUGUUGCUCAUCCAACAUACUCGCUGUCCACUCAUCUCCCUUCUGAAACCAAGCCUGGCCUCCACUGAAUUUUUAUAUUUCCUUAUUCUCUUUAAUAGUGACUUUUCAUAUUCAUAGAACUUUUGCUUCCUAGAAGUAUUAAGUGACAAAACAACAAAGAGUCUAUGAGUAUGUAGUCUAGUUACCAGAUAUUCUUAGAUGAUUGGACUUCAGAACACAUGUGCUGAACAUUUUUGUGACACGGUUCUGCGUCAUCGAAGGUGACCAGCUGACCAAGAAGUGACAAGUCUUGUUGAACUUCCGCACACUGGAGUGCCCGAGGUGAAGUAUUAGUUAUCUGCAACACGGUGUCCAUCUGUGUGGGUGUCUGUCACAAUCAGAGUCCAGGACUAGAAGCCAGAUAAUCUGGAUUAGAGCAGAAGUUUUGCGAGUCAGAUAGGCGGAGCCAAGUGGAAGAUUGAAGGAGGAGGAAGCUCUCACCUGCUGCAAACUUGUCUGAACUUUUAAGGAGUCUUGUUACUAAAUGACUAUUGACAGACUCCCUUCAUUCACAGGAUAUGAGUUAGUGGAGAUUAUUAUUUUGCUGGACUGUUUUCAGUUCCUCUGGAGGGUGUUUUAACAGACUGCAGUGGGUUCGUUCUGCCGGACGCCGGUUUGAUUGCCUCUUUUUGCAAGUCCUGUGGAAUAUUUGUUUUGGAGUAAAGUCGUGUAAUCCAAGACUGCACGCUGCCUCUCUUUGUCAGGCAAAUCAAUGUGAAUCAAUAGAAUCCCCCAAGAGAGGGAGAGGAAGAACAAAACAGUAGGAGGAGGACAUGGGGGGAUAGGGGUCCCCUGAGGGUUGCCAAAAUCUCCUGCACACACACACACACACAUACCCUUCCGUCACUCCACUGUGCCACCACCUCAAGUGGAGGGCCCAGAAAGAGAGGGAAGGAGGAGUAGGGGGACUGGGAGGGUGGAUGGGUGAGGGUGUUAAGGUCUUAGCUGGGGAUGAUCACAUACGUGCACUGCCUCUCCUUGGAGCCGGUGGUUAGCUGCUGGCCGAGGGUCUGCUAUGAGGAACCCCUCGGUGAGAAGAAGACUUUGUGCUCCUUCAAACCCACCGGCGAGAUGGGGAACACCCUCCGACCCGAGGCCUCUCUCAGUCCAAGCCACCGGCCCGUCAAGACGGAGGGCUGCCUGCGCAAGCGUCUCCUCUCCAUGUCAAAGGUCCACCAGAAGCAGGACUCUCUUUGGACACCCAAACCCAUGUUGGGACCGCUCAACAAAGGCUCUCCUGGGAUGACUCUGACUUACCACGAUGGCCGAGCUGUGUCCAACCUGGACGAGGAGAGCAAGUGGACGGUCCACUACACAGCUCCAUGGCACCAGCAGGAAAAUGUCUUCCUCCCGGGCAACAGGCCGCCUUGUGUGGAGGACCUACAUCGCCAGGCCAAAGUCAACCUGAAGACUGCCCUGCGAGAAUGUGACAAGUUGAGGAAGGAUGGGUUCCGGAGUUCCCAGUACUACUCUCAGGGUCCCACCUUCUCAGACCCACUGCAGUCCGGCAGCCUGCUGGAUGAGGAGGAGGACGACAAGUCUUUAGCUUCCUCAGCAGAGGAUGACAAGUCACAGCUGUCCAUAAGGUCUCAGUCCAUGCUGGGCAGUGACAAGCUCGAUGCUGCAGAAGUGGACGGGAAGGUAGUCUGGACUAAAGCAACCCCCCUACCGACUCCUGAGGAGAAAAUGAGGCAAACAGCCCAGGCAGUGCCCACGGACAUAGUAGCUAUCAACGUCACAGGGGCAGUGUUUGACCGGCAGGCCAGCUUCCGGCGCUCCCUCAUUAACACUGACACCGUAUCCCGCCGGCCCAAGAAGGUCAAACGCAGAAAGACCAUAUCAGGCCUGCCUGACAACUUCCACCAGGAGCUAGCAGCAAAAGGACGAGGCGGGGAGCUACGACCGCAUUCCAUGUUCAUCCCAGGACAGUACUCCACUUUGGGCCGAGUUGGGAGUGUCAAUUCUAUGCUACGUCGGUCCCACACACGAGACUCCAGCUGUCAGACAGAGGACGUGAAAGUCGUGCCCCCAUCUAUGAGGAGGAUUCGGGCUCAGAGAGGCCAAGGCAUUGCCGCUCAGAUGGCUGGCAUCUCUGCGUCCUCCUCAACUGGAAGCAUUUCCAUCUCAAGCACCGACAGCUCUGGAAUUUUGAUGAUGCCGCAUCAAUUUAAUGGUGAUCCGUCCAGGUUUCACAGUCUGCCCCGACAAGGAGCCCGAGUCUCCCUGAGCGCUGACCCUCUUUACAGCAGCACCCCCAUCAAGUGCGAAGAGCAGAACACACCUCAGCGGCAAAUAGGAAAACUUCAGGUUGACGAAACCGCAGUGCACAUGAGAAACGCCCCGAGGACCAGCACCUUGCCCAGACCCAAGUCUCAGGAGGUGAGGGCAACUCAGUCAAGUGACUGGGGUGGCGGUCCAGCUCGCUUGGUCUCACCCCAUGCUUCCUACUCCACCUCUGUCAUACCCAACGCUACCAUAUCCAGCUCAUCUGAAGUCAUUACUCUCAACACGUCACAGUCUCCUGCCGCGGCUUACCCCACAGCACGACCACUCAGCCUGGCCUGUGGCACUCCCCCAAAGAUUUCAACUUCCACAGGUUUUAGUCACAGUUCCACGUGUCCAGACUUGAUCACCUCCACGCCCAACAGUGCACCACAGAUUGGUGGCAAAGUCGCAGCAGCACCUGCUGGCAGCUCGAGGGACUCUGACAGCAGCCUACACAGCCACAGCACCUUGGCCCCAACACCACCGUCCUACUUACCAGAGGAGCAGUGGCUCUACGAUACGCCUGAAAAUGUUGUCAGCCCACACCGCCCUUUGACCUCCAGCUGCUCGACACCGAUCAACCAGCUGUACAGUAGCUUGGAUCAGUCGUCCAGGACGACCACAGAUUCUAGUUCUCUGUAUUCCCAAGACAAUGAUGGAUACUACACGUCCAUGCAUCUGGAUUCGGGAUUGCGGUCACGCUGCCAUAACGGUGGGCAUGGAGCGGCAGCAGGACGGCCCACCAGACACAGCAUGUACGAGUGCCGCGAAAUGGCCAACAACGAAGACACUGGGAGCUUGUACAGCGAUCAUUCCUUAUCCCGCAGUAUCUCCCUGCGCAAGUCCAAGAAGCCACCGCUGCCUCCAGCUCGUACGGACUCCCUGAGGCGAAAACCCGGCUCCAAAAAGCCCCUCGGAGGUGUAAGUGCCAUCUCCGGAUCAAAUGAAUCCAACGGUGCGAUGCUCAACGAGACGCUGAUUGCAAGCCUGCAGCAGAGCCUUCAGAUAGGACUGAGAGGUGGGAAAGGUAAAGGAGCAUCUCCUUCCUCGCCCUCCCACAGCCCCAGCAGCGACUACGAUGACCCCUGGGUCUUACGACCUCGAAGCCACAGCAGCAUCAGUGCUGGGAGCUCCGCCGCCUCGCUGGUCGCUAACAGCAACAGCAUCUCCAACGCUUACUCGCUCUGCCACGUGACUCCUACUCAGAGCGAGACCAGCAGCUUGCGCUCGGAUUAUGCUGACUCGUGGGGAUAUUACAUGGACUAUCCCCGAAACAAUGGAGACCCGAGAGCACACACCCCUCUCGCCACCACGUCUGAUAGCAUGUUAGCUGGUUCUCAGUUGGGGCAGCCUCAGAACGGAGCUAACAUUCAAACUGAUGAUCCAGGGUCUGGAGUUACCGUUCAGGAUGGAGGCGUCGCGGUCAAGCCCAAAACCUCCUCACCUGACAGGGUGCACCGACUGACGUCACCCUCGAGUGGCUACUCCAGUCAGUCCAACACUCCCACUGCUGGAACACCAGUGCCCUCAAUUGCAAGGUCAAUGUCUCCUUCUGGCGGCCGACCCAAGCCUAAAGUUCCAGAGAGAAAAUCCUCUCUCAUCUCCUCAUUGUCUGUGUCCUCCUCUUCCACCUCUUUGUCAUCCAACACGUCAGAUUCCCUCAAAAGCUCUGGACCUCCUCCUCCACCACCAGCUCCUCCCAUCCUGCUGUCCUCAUCAUCCACUCCUAAUACUCCCAUCAGCCAACCUCCACCGUUUCCGCCUCCCGUUCCGCCAGCCAACACUCCACCUCAUUCCGCUUUGAGCCCCCCACCACCUUGCUCCGCCUCCCCAGAGUUCCCGCCCCCUCCCUCACCUGAUGCACUGCUCCACACAAGUGUUUCAUUUAAUGGGAGCUUCAGCCCUCCUCCUCCACCUCCUCCCCCGCCUCUCCCCUCUCUCGUGUCCCCACCACCUCCGCCUCCUCUUCCCGAUUGUGUCCCCUUACCUUCCUUCACCCGACCUGCUGUGACGCCAGUGAAAGACCCUCCUGCAAACAGCCCCACUGUGUCGACUAAGCCACUUAUUACGCCCUUCGCACUGCAAAGCGUCCAACUCCGCUCAGUGAAGCGACAGGAGGCGGAGGUCGGCAAAACGAAUGAUAAAAUGCUUAUAGAGCUCAGUCAGUGUCUCAGACCGGAGGCAGUGGACAUCAUUGUCUACCAGAAUCAGUUCCAGUCGUCAAACCACUGUCCAGGAGAUUCACGUAGCUCCACCCCGUCUCCAGUGUCAAGUCUUACUGAAGAACUGGGCCGUCCAUCGAAUUCUACGGACUGCAACGGAAAAGUUACGAAGGAGGAUUACCUCUUCUCAAGUGCAAAAGAACUUAUACGAAGUCCGCAGAAUUCGCCAGUCAAGGUCCCCCCUGCGGUGUCAAAGAAGCCAAAUUUGCCAGUGACACUGACCUGCAGCAAACUGGAGCCUGUCAGUUCCCAAACAAAGGAUACAUACGAUGGUCCUCGUCCCGAAGACCACAUUGAUGCGCCCACAGUCUCAGUGAAAGAAGAGGCAGUGGAGAAACAUGAGGCAGAGGACAGCACCACGGAGACGCCAGAGUCUCUAGCAGUGGUCAGCACGACGCCCUCAGAGGUCCCUAACAAUGGCCAAAACUGGCAGGAGCACAAAGAACCAUGCGCUAAUGGUGACGCUCACGAGGACACUGAUGAAGAUGUGGAAGAAAGUAGCACAUCCGGAUCCACCAGCUCCAAAGAGGAAGACCCAGGUGACGUGUUCGAACCCAGCACGGCGGAAUCCUCUCCGGCCCCGCGGGAGAACAUGGUGACCCCCACUCCCACCAGGACCCGAACUACUGAGGACCUCUUCGCUGUCAUUCACAGGUCAAAGCGGAAGGUUCUGGGUCGCAGAGAGUCUGAGGAGGAGAAGUGCAGGAGCCAGUCUCAAUCUCCGCCCGUCACCCCGACCUCUGCCCCCCCCAGCGUGGGGUCCUCGCUCCCACGACAGACAGGGUCCAUCCAGAGGAACCUGCGCAAGUCGUCCACCAGCAGUGACACCUUCAAGGCCCUGCUGCUGAAGAAGGGCAGCCGCUCGGAGACCAGCUUCAGGAUGUCCGCCGCCGAGAUGCUGCGCUCCACCGACCCCCGCUUCCAGCGCACUCGCUCCGAGUCGGCGCUGGACCCUGUGAAUGGCUCUCCGUCCUCCCCCGGCUCCCCUCAGAGCCCCUGCUCCUCGCCGGGCCGAGCCAAGCGCUCGCUGGACGAGUGGAGCCGCCAUGAGGCGAUGGCUCUGUCCUCGCCCACCUCGCCGUCCUACUUGCUGGGCGGGAUGAAGUACGGACGCUCGCGCACGCCGCCCUCCGCCGCCAGCAGCAAGUACAACUCCCGAUGUCGACUCCUCAGCAGCCCCAUGACGGUCAUCUGCGAGCGCGAGGGGGAGACUGCAGAGAGCGACUACGCAGACUCUGGACUGGAGGCGCAGGGCCUCCCGGUGCUCCAGGACUCCGAUGGCACUUUAUCUGAGCAGAGCAGAAGCUAGAGAUCAGCUGACGCCCAGAAAACACUGGACACUCCGGCCCUGCUGUGAGAUGUUCAUGGACCGGGUCCACCUAAAGUUCUGUCUGUGUCGGUGUCUGUGUUCAUGGCUUGUUUUUAAUGGAUCAUUCGUUUCUGUUGUUCAUUUCCUCCCGUCAGAGAGUCGAUCAGAUUGUUCCCUCCGUCAAACUGCGCUGCGUUCAAGGACACAAACGAUUGUGCUCCACAUGUGAAUGUUGUCUAGAGACAUCCCAUAAUAUAUACACACACACGACACGAACCGAUGUUUUAGUUCAAAUGGUUUUUAAGAAUGUGCCGUUGUUCAUGGGCUUAAAACAGAAUCUAUUCUUGUAAAGAGGAAAUUUAGAGACUUAUUUACUGUCAGUCACCAAAGAGAGGAGGCGGAGCCGACCUUUGACCUGAACGUGACCUGCUGGUGUGUUUUAUAUAUCGUGUGUGUGUGUAAAUACUCUUUGUACAGUUAAGGUUCCUCGCCGCCCUGGAGGACGCCUCUUUUCUAGAUUAUUUAUUUUCACUGUUGCUACAGCAGGUCAGCCACGUUCAUUCAGCUGACCGCAGUCUGGCGCCCCCUGCUGUUUUGGAGUGUGAGAGCAUGCGGUUGUAAGAGCAGUAGCUGGCCAGCAGAGGGCGCUGGAGAGGUCGGUGAAACUUCUUCAUAGUUCCGCUUCAGUUCUGUGUCAAUUACAGAUGUCAAAAGAAAGUACCUUUCCAGAGGAAUUAAAUCCUAUUUUACUCACAUUUUUAAAAAAGAUUUUCAAUGCCUGGAAUCACCGAUUACUGAGGUACAAAAUAAACCUGAUUUGAAGGAAGUGCAGUAAAUUCUAAUUUCAAAUAUUGUGGUACUAUUUUCAUGCCAGCAAAACAUGUUUAGUUGAUUACUGAACAAAUAUUUUUUUCAAAGAGACAAUAUUGACACUAAAACUGGAACUGUGUUGAAAAAAGUCUUCCAGUCAUGUGACUGCUGUAGCGGUCAGCUGAGUUAAAGUGGGUCUGACUGAGAUCUUCGUUCCUCGCCUGCGAGUCUCUGAUGGAGCAGUUGGAUUCUGGAUCGGGGGCAGGGAGGUCACCACAGGUCGCUCUGGCUGCUCUCCUUUCUGUGUAAUAAACAAAGGUGAUGUUUAAGAA